Messenger RNA from Eucalyptus grandis, 1383 nucleotides. Its product is annotated as programmed cell death protein 2-like. NCBI's taxonomy places the organism in Eukaryota, Viridiplantae, Streptophyta, Magnoliopsida, Myrtales, Myrtaceae. Gene Ontology annotation, cellular component: cytoplasm. The coding region runs from base 153 to 1217 and encodes 354 amino acids. The record is from RefSeq and is a predicted model, not a curated record. The transcript has 7 exons.
UCGGGGGGUUCCUACGAGAGAACACUGUCGAUUCCUUCGCCCUUCGCUCUGCCGCUGGAAAACUUCCCAGCGAAGGAAGACAGACCCAGCAAAAGCAAGAAGCAAGUUACUGCGCGCCCACAAUGUUCCCUUUGAUGGGUUCUUCGUGAGCGAUGGGCAGAGUCUUUCUUGGCAGGCCGGGACCAUGGGCCGAUGAAAAUCGCGAGGCAUCCGACCAUUAUACGGCGAAGAUCGGUGGACUGCCCGACUGGCCUUCUCCAUUAAUGGACUGGGGAUCAGAUUUUCUUAAGUGCAGCAUAUGUGGAAAUAAACUUUGUCUCGUCGGACAGGUUCCUGCUCCCACAUCCAGUGGAAAUUUGAAAGUCGAAGAGCGUGUGCUUUACAUCUACGGUUGCAUAGCUCCGAAAUGUGGGAGCAGUCCCUUGAGCUGGCGAGCGAUUUGUAUUCAGAGAUCUUGUGAAGAAAAAGAACCAAACUCCACUUGUUGCGAUGUGGGAAUAGCUGCCACGCCCUCUGUUUCAGCUGGGAAAAAUGACUGUUGGAAUGAUUUGGAUGAGAAAGAUGAAGACGUGGACUUAGAGGAGCUAGGACGGGCACUUGCAGAAGCUGCAACUGUUACUUCCAACUCGAAGAAACUGAAUAGACAAGAGAAUUCUGAGGAAGUAGCAAAAUUGUCACCUUCAAGGCCAACAUCAAGACAAGUAAAUGAUUCUCUACCUGUGAUGCCUUGCUUUUAUAUUUAUACCUUGGAAGAGCCUUAUUUGAAGGAUGCCACAUCUGCUUGCAUGAACUAUUCAUCUCUUUCCAUUAAUGUUGACAAUCUUGUACGGGAAGAAGUAUUGGACGAGGAAUCCUAUGAGUAUGAUAGAGCUCUAAUGGCUGACCGGACCUACUUCAAGUUUAAGAAACGGCUGGAUGCUUAUCCAGAGCAAUGUUUAAGAUAUUCAAAUGGAGGGAAGCCACUGUUGUCGACUAAAGAGAUAGGAGAUCCUGGGAGAUGCAAACUCUGUGGUGGCCCAAGACAAUUUGAGAUGCAGCUUAUGCUGCCGUUGUUAUAUUUUCUGCAUGAAGCUGUUGAUGAUGCUCAGAAAGAUGCAUUGGAGAACUGGAACUGGAUGACAGCAAUUAAAUAUACUUGUUCUAAGGUACAAACAACCUCCUCAUAUUGUUUUUCAAUGGAUGCUGUUUUUGUGAAUGCUGUUUUGCAAACACAAUGACUUAGAGCGGUGGCAGUCGGGGAAACUUUUAGUGAUUGAUAUCGGUUUUACACUCUUUUCUAGAAUCUGGUCAAUAAAAAAGAAGACUUUGGGGGAUUCGUGGUUUUCCUUAUAAAAGAAAGAACCUCUUUUCUAGAUUUGCUAUUUUGGUUGGAUGAGGUUUGUG